AUGUCGAAUUUAGCAAGUAAAUCUAUGCGUGUGGUGAAGAACUACGCGAAAGCCAAAGUACGCGAGGCAACUUCCAACGAUCCAUGGGGACCUUCAGGUACCCAGAUGAAUGAGCUCGCCCAGCUCACUUACAAUCAAAACGACUUUGUAGAAAUAAUGGAAAUGCUCGACAAGAGACUCAACGACAAGGGCAAGAAUUGGAGACACGUCUUCAAGUCACUCACCCUGCUCGACUAUCUCCUCCAUGCCGGCUCUGAGAAUGUCGUCUUCUACUUCAAAGAUAACGCGUACAUCAUCAAAACCCUCAAAGAAUUCCAACACGUUGAUGAAGAUGGCAGAGACCAGGGUGCCAAUGUUAGGCAAAAAGCCAAGGAUAUUUCAAACCUCUUAGCAGACGACGCCAGACUACGUGAUCAACGUAAAAAUAGAACUUUCAUGCGCGACAGAAUGAUGCGUGGCGCUCCAGGUGGUUACGGUGCUGAUGAAGAUGCUGACCUUGGUGUGACUAGCAACAUGACUGGCAAUAUGGCUGCCAAUAGGCCAAGGUCUCGCUCUAUGCCUCAGAGAAGACGGCGUGAUGAAGAUGAUGAUCUUGCUCGUGCACUUGAAGCUUCGAUGAGAAGUCAAGAGGAGGAGCAGAGACGAUUGGGAGCAGGCCACAGUGACGAUGAUCUCUCCAGAGCUCUUAAACUUUCGCAGGAAGAGGAUGAAAGGAAGAGAGCUGAGGAUGCGCGUAACAAAGCUGAUCUAGACAACGCCAACUCGAAUGCACUGUUCGACGACUCUACUCAGAUCUGGGCACCUAACGCUUACAAUCAGCCUCAGCAGGUUGACUUUUUUGGUAACCCUAUUCAGUCGCAGCCUACAGGUAUGGCCGAUAUGAAUCUGCUACAGCCGCAGAUGACAUCAUACAAUCCUUUCCAGCAACAGCAAGAAGCGAUGGCGAUGCAACAGCAGCAAAUGAUGCUUCAGCAACAACAACAACAACAACAACAACAACAACAACAACAACAACAAAUGGCAGCGCAACAACAACAGGGUAUGUUCACAGGUAUGCUCUCUCCUCAACCACUGCAAGAGCAAAAGACAGGGUACAGAUCGAACAAUCCAUUUGCUACCCACUUGACUGGGAAUGUACCAGUACAAAAUGAGAUGGCACAGUCACAAACAUCACAAGCACCUGCUAUACCCUCUAACUUUGGACCAACGCCUGGAUUGCACCAUCGCCCAUCGAUGCCUAAUCUGCCAACAACAUCAGCGUCAGAUUUCUCACCAGGACCAUCAUAUAACCCUGGACUGAAUUUGAGAACUAGCGACGGGAAGCAUGAGAAUAUUGCAACGGCGUUAGCGUCAGGAUCUGGACAAGAUACAUUUGGGAAUGAAGGACUGCUGAGAAUACCAACAGGAGCAGCCAAGUUUGCACCACAGAAGACAGGUGGAGCAUCACCAUUUGGGUCAUCUAUGCCUAGUAGCGUGACGGGUAAUGGCGGUGGCAGUGGAUUUGGUGCACAGGCCCAAUCAGCAUUCUCGCAACAAGCGCAGGCGCAGGCGCAGAGUCAGAACCCGUGGAGUGUAAAUGUUAAUAGCAAUACCAACGCAGCAUCAUACACACAACCACAGCAAUCUCAUCAACAUAAUCAAAGUGAAACACCAUUCUUCACACUGUAA
Messenger RNA from Wallemia ichthyophaga EXF-994, 1668 nucleotides. RefSeq names its product Epsin-3. Gene Ontology annotation, molecular function: phospholipid binding; clathrin binding. Gene Ontology annotation, biological process: endocytosis; actin filament organization. The record is from RefSeq and is a predicted model, not a curated record. NCBI's taxonomy places the organism in Eukaryota, Fungi, Basidiomycota, Wallemiomycetes, Wallemiales, Wallemiaceae. Gene Ontology annotation, cellular component: endosome; plasma membrane; clathrin vesicle coat. The coding region runs from base 1 to 1668 and encodes 555 amino acids. The transcript is spliced from 4 exons.